ACAAACACCACCAGCUCGACUGAAAAAAGUUUCACCUUUUCGCGUUGACGGCUCUUGAAGUGCGGUGUGUCAAAAAGUCUUGCUCGACGUCAGCGGUUGCGAUAAAGUUUUCCACUUUUUCAACAAAAUAUUAAGGCUGCCGUGAAUCGUGAACGCAAAGGGCGGAGAAAUGGCUCAAUGGAAGGACCAGCUCAAGUUUGAUAUUGAGUGGGGCCAUGAACGGCUGGUGCGGGCUCAGCAGACCGUGGAGGUGCGCCCGUUCGAUGUGGAAUCCUGGUCGGUGCUGGUUCGCGAGGGGCAAAGCCGGAACAUCAACGAAGUGCGCUCGCUGUACGAAUCGCUGGUGAGUGUCUUUCCUACGACGGCCCGCUAUUGGAAAAUUUACAUCGAGCAGGAAAUGAAGUAUCGAAACUACGAACGGGUGGAAAAACUUUUCCAGCGCUGUUUGGUGAAAAUUUUGAACAUCGAUUUGUGGAAGCUUUAUUUGACCUAUGUAAAAGAAACAAAGGCAGGGCUGAGCACGCAUAAAGAAAAACUGGCACAAGCUUAUGACUUCGCUCUCGAGAAGAUCGGCAUGGAUCUGCACUCGUACUCAAUCUGGCAGGAUUACAUUUCAUUUCUAAAAAGUGUUGAAGCUGUGGGAAGUUAUGCGGAGAAUCAAAAAAUAACCGCUGUACGAAAAGUGUACCAGCGAGCAGUAAUAACUCCCAUCAUAGGAAUAGAACAUCUGUGGAAAGAGUAUAUUAUGUUCGAGCAAAACAUAAAUCCCAUUAUUUCCGAAAAAAUGAGUUUGGAAAGAUCAAGAGAUUACAUGAAUGCACGUCGCGUUGCAAAAGAACUGGAAAUCGUCACGAAAGGAUUGAACCGCAAUCUUCCAGCGGUCCCUCCGAUGGCUACCAAGGAGGAACAGAAACAAGUUGAAUUGUGGAAAAAAUAUAUAAACUUCGAGAGGUCCAAUCCACUUCGAAGCGAAGAUACUGCUUUAGUCACUCGUCGGGUAAUGUUUGCCACAGAGCAGUGUCUUCUAGUGCUAACGCACCAUCCAGCGGUUUGGCAUCAAGCUGCCCAAUAUUUGGAUCAAAGUUCGAAACAGUUGAUUGACAAAGGAGACCUCAACGCCGCAAAAGUAUUUGCCGAUGAAGCUGCCAAUAUACUAGAAAGAGCUAUUAGCAGUGUUCUUAGCAGGAAUGCUCUGCUCUACUUCGCUUAUGCCGAUUUUGAAGAAGGAAGACUUAAAUAUGAAAAGGUGCACCAGAUGUAUAACAAAUUUCUGUCUAUUCCAGAUAUAGAUCCGACGCUGGCUUACAUCCAGUAUAUGAAAUUUGCCCGCCGUGCGGAGGGUAUUAUUUCCGCUAGAGCCAUUUUCAAAAAAGCUCGUGAAGACGUGCGUUCUACAUAUCAUGUUUUUGUGGCUGCCGCUUUGAUGGAAUAUUAUUGCACCAAAGACAAAGAUAUCGCAUUUCGUAUUUUUGAACUAGGAUUGAAGCGCUUCGGAGGAAGCCCAGAAUAUGUUAUGUGUUACAUCGAUUAUCUAUCGCAUCUUAACGAGGAUAACAAUACGCGGGUGCUGUUUGAGCGAGUGCUAUCUUCUGGCGGACUGACGCCGCAGCUUUCGGUAGAGGUGUGGAACCGUUUUCUAGAGUUCGAAUCCAACAUAGGAGACUUAUCAAGUAUUGUUAAAGUCGAACGCAGAAGAAGCGCUGUUCUGGAGAAACUUAAAGAAUUCGAAGGAAAAGAAACUGCUCAACUAGUAGAUCGUUAUAAGUUUCUUAACCUUUAUCCAUGUUCUACUGCUGAAUUAAAAUCAAUUGGUUACACUGAAACCAAUGGUGUUUUGAAUUCAAUCACCAGUAAAAUUCCAACAACUACAGAAAACGCGGAUGCGCCCAACCAAAUUCCUCGUCCGGAUUUUGCCCAGAUGAUUCCAUACAAACCGAAGCCCAAUGCUUAUCCAGGCGAGCAUCCUUUGGAUGGAGGUUCUUUCCCACAACCACCGGCCGCAUCGUAUCUGUGUUCGAUACUACCGCCGCCGAUAUGCUUCCAGGGUCCUUUUGUUUCGAUUGAGAAGCUAGCGGAUCUGUUCAGCCGGAUUGUACUGCCAGACGUUCCGAUCACUCCUGGUGGGGGUGGGGAAAACGGUAACAGUAUUAAACUGUUCGAUCUCGCUAAAGCGGUGCACUGGAUUGUGGAUGACAGUACGUAUUCGGGCGAAGGAGGCUUGAAACGAAGACGGAUGGCACCGGGCGGUGAUGAUAGUGACGAGGAAACCACCAUGUCCGCCCCACCAGCUAACGAUGUCUAUCGUUUGCGACAGCAGAAAAGAUUCAAUCGGUAAAAUGUGCGCGUGUUACCGACAGUCAGUGCAAAUUCGUUCAUUUAUAGACAGUAUAUACUUAGAUUUAAGGGUCCUUUUCGACGUAUAAGUAAGAGAACAAAUUAUUGGAUGAAUAAAUCAACUAAACUUGA
Messenger RNA from Wyeomyia smithii (pitcher-plant mosquito), 2466 nucleotides. It is a transcript of the gene su(f), whose product is annotated as protein suppressor of forked. NCBI's taxonomy places the organism in Eukaryota, Metazoa, Arthropoda, Insecta, Diptera, Culicidae. Gene Ontology annotation, biological process: mRNA 3'-end processing. The transcript is spliced from 2 exons. The coding region runs from base 170 to 2335 and encodes 721 amino acids. Gene Ontology annotation, molecular function: mRNA binding; protein binding. Gene Ontology annotation, cellular component: nucleus. The record is from RefSeq and is a predicted model, not a curated record.